This is a messenger RNA of Plasmodium coatneyi, 1563 nucleotides long. RefSeq lists its product as uncharacterized. Gene Ontology annotation, molecular function: protein-folding chaperone binding; ATPase activator activity. Lineage: Eukaryota; Apicomplexa; Aconoidasida; Haemosporida; Plasmodiidae. The record is from RefSeq and is a predicted model, not a curated record. The transcript has a single exon. Bases 1 to 1563 code for a protein of 520 amino acids.
AUGAGCGACAAAACCAAGGAGGGGAAGAAAACCCACUCGGAAGACGAGAAGGACAAGGAAUUUGAGGAAAAAAUAAAACAACUAACCGUGGACGAGCGUGUGAAGAACGCCCUGAACCUUAAGCUCGAAGGGAACAACGAAUUUAAAAAUAAAAAAUACGAAGAAGCCAUCAGUAAAUACAAUGAAGGGUUAAAGUACAUACAAAAAUUGGAAAACAAAAAUGAUAAAAUGAUCGAACUGGAGAUUGCCUUUUAUCAAAACAUGAGCAUAUGCUAUUCCAACGUAGAGAAUUACAACGAAGCAUAUGAGUACGUAAAAAAAGUGCUACAACUGGAUAAGGACAACGCGAAAGGCUUGUUCCGACUGGCACAAAUUGAAUACAACCGAUGUAACUUUGACGUCGCCAAGGAGAAGGUACAAGAUUUUAUUAAGGCACACCCAGACAAUAUCGAAGCCAAGAAGCUGCUUAAAAAUAUCCUCAUCAAGCAGAAUGAACACAACAAAAAACAGAAGGAGGCCUUCUCGAAAAUUUUCGAAAAAGCCUCUGGACUGUACGAUGAUAGAGAGAAGGAAAUACAGAGAAAGAAAAAAGAAAAAUAUGAAAGUUACUUGAAAUCGUGUACCGAGAAAAACGAAAAAAUUGUAGACUUCGAAGAGUGGGAAGUUAUGGAGAGGGAGAAGGAAGAACAGGAGGAGAAGAAAAAGAAGGAGGAGCAAAAGAAAAAUCAGAAGGAAGAACAGUCGGAGAAGCAGAAACAGAACAAAUCGGAGAAGAAAAAGUCAAAGUAUAACGAUAAUGUGAAAAAGAAAAGUGGCUCACUCACGUCUAACACUACCAAUAACUCGUCCUGCUUAGACAUAGACGAGGAAGACCAAAAAAUUAUCGACGAGACGAAAAAAAUGGGCUACUGCUAUUUUAGGAAAGAUAUAAAAGAAGACGAUAAAAAAUUUUUCGAAAAAAAUAUGCCUCAAAAAAUAGAAAACGGCAUUAGUGAUGACCACAAUUUGUAUAGCACUGAAAAUAAAGCCAUAUCUUCAUGGAACGCUGCCGGAACUACAUAUGAGGAGAAGGAUAUGAGCAAGUGGGCAAAGCAAAAAUUAGAACAGUGCCUCAAAAACAUCCAUUUUAAGAAUACAGAAAAAUCAGACUUCCUCAAUUUAAAUAAUCAAAACGAAUAUAACUUGUUGAAUGCAGAUUAUCCUGAAGUUUUACCAAUUCAGUAUUUGUAUAAAAUUGAGCUGAAGGAGAUAAAAGACCUGAACGUGGAUGCACAGAUUGUCGUUAUAAGAGGCACGAAGAGACACAUCUUCGAGCUGUCAUGUAAUUUGCACGUAACGCUAAACAUCAAUAUCACUGAAUUUCACAUACAUAAAAUUAUCGUCCAGAUAGCUGAACUGUCUAGCGAAUUAGAGGCCGGAAAAACAUGGAGGGACUAUAUCACUGUGAAAAAAAACGAUAAAUUAAAAGUCCCAGAAAAACUGUUCAAUAAUAUAUACGAGUUGGUAAUUGAAAAGGUGGAAAACCAGGUCAGGUACUUCACGGAGGAGUAUAGUAAGAUGUGA